AACGCCUCUAUGGGCUAUGUCGGUGGUUUGCAACGACAACAACUGAUGAUGGCGAAAACAUGCACGGACAAGUUGUGGGACUUGGCCGCCGCCGCCGAGGUCCAAAGUCGGGAGAGUGGCGGUGGAGAGGACGUGGGUGGUGGCGGAGAAGCAGCGGGGGAGAGGAGCGUCUUUCUCACAGGAAGCAAGGCUGGGGGUAAGACGUCCAUUCUCCUCAGAUGCCUGGACAGGGACGAACCAGCUAAGCCCACUCUGGCUCUGGAGUACACAUUUGGCAGGAGGGCCACUGGACACAACACGCCCAAAGACAUAGCCCACCUGUGGGAGCUGGGAGGCGGGACCUCCUUGUCAGACCUGAUCCAGAUCCCCAUCACUGCUGCCAGCGUCAGGUCCCUGUCUGUCAUCUUGGUGGUGGAUCUGUCUGCUCCGUGCGCUCUGUGGGCGACCGCGGAGACGUUGCUGCAGGCGGCGCGGGCCCACGUGGAGCGGGCCGCGUCCCGGGCGCGACAAGUCGACAAGAGCCGACCGGCAGCCAAACGCCCGCCGCCCUUCGCGCCACGCGUCCUGCCCAAAGAUUUCCCUGACCGAGAGCUGAUCAGCGCAUUUCCAGUACCUCUGCUAAUCAUUGGCAGCAAGUAUGACCUCUUCCAGGAAUUACCGUCAGACAAGAGGAAAGUGGUGUGCAAGACGUUGCGUUUUGUUGCUCACUACCACGCCGCCUCACUCAUUUUCAGCAGCAUCAAGUCGGAGAGCCUCAUGUCCAAGACCAAGAGCUUCUUCUCCCACCUGGCCUUCAACGUGGAUGCAGGGAAAACAGUGUCAUGUGACUCCAGCAAGCCCCUCAUCAUUCCAGCAGGUUCCGACUCCUUCAGCCAAAUCGGCUCUCCACCCACGACGGACGUGGACAUCACUUCCCUGCACGCCAGGAACCCCAAAGACCUCUGGAAGAAAGUCUACGAGCGGAUCUUCCCUCCAGAGAACACCAGCGAGAAGAAGGAAGUUAAGGAUCCAGCCAAGGACCCGCAAUACAGCGAACCGCAGAUCGACGCCAUGCGGGCGCAGAAAGAUCAGGAGUUGGAAGAGUACAAGAAGAAUGCAGCAAAGUCUUGGAAAGGCCUGGAACUGGACACAUAACUUAAAAAACUGGAUUUACUGUAUAUUACACCACUUGUCAUCUUUUUUUCCCCCCAACAGAAAUUCACAAAUUUCUACUCCUGGGAAUUACUGUGAAAUCUUGCGCAUUUUAAAGGGAGGGAAAAAAAAUCAAAAAAAUGGAAAUCUUUGUUACAUUCUGACAUUGAUCAAUGUAAUAUACACACAACAGUGACACGAGUACACAUCCGGAGCAGUUUGUUGACUUUAGUGAUUUUUAAAUCAUGUCUUCCAGAAAUGAAUAAUUGUUAGGGUUAUCCUGUAAAUCUCCAUAUAUUCUCAAUUCAGCAUGCCCCGAAAGGAGACCGGAGACACACCAAACAUAACCUGAGUCAGUACUUAUCUUUUGCGGCAAAAGGAGAAGCAGUCGCUCUUUCGGCGAUCUGGAAUCUUCUGACGUCUGUCUCCCCUGUGCCCUUUUUACUAACAUUUGAGUAGGUGGUAUCACAUUCCCUGACCUUUUAAGGACUUGUUUGUUAUCAAGAUGUGGCCAGUGCCUCGAGGUGUGCGAGUUUGUGCAUUGUAGUACUUUUCCAAACUGCUCUUGUUUCCAGUGAACAAGGGUGCUAUCAUCUUAAUGCAGUUACAGCAACAAUGUGUUUUGAUGCGAUAAUAUAUACCAUUUUUCCAUCAAUAAUUGUAAUGAUACCUACCUCAGUACACAGUUGUAAUUCAUUACAAACCCAGGUGAGGCACAUUCAUUGAGCAGAGAAAAUG
Phycodurus eques (leafy seadragon) is the source of this 1869-nucleotide messenger RNA. It is a transcript of the gene dync2li1, whose product is annotated as dynein, cytoplasmic 2, light intermediate chain 1. The record is from RefSeq and is a predicted model, not a curated record. Gene Ontology annotation, cellular component: cytoplasmic dynein complex; ciliary basal body; axoneme. Gene Ontology annotation, molecular function: dynein heavy chain binding. Gene Ontology annotation, biological process: intraciliary transport involved in cilium assembly; intraciliary retrograde transport. Bases 10 to 1134 code for a protein of 374 amino acids. The transcript is spliced from 13 exons. NCBI's taxonomy places the organism in Eukaryota, Metazoa, Chordata, Actinopteri, Syngnathiformes, Syngnathidae.